This is a messenger RNA of Ciona intestinalis (vase tunicate), 565 nucleotides long. The record is from RefSeq and is a predicted model, not a curated record. Lineage: Eukaryota; Metazoa; Chordata; Ascidiacea; Phlebobranchia; Cionidae.
ACUAUGUGUGUUUCGAUUUUACUUUCCAGAGAUAUUUCUACCAAAUUGGCUUUGAUAUACAGGACGUUUGUCGUUUCAAGGUAGACCAGUUGCGUUACGUUAAUUAAGUAAAACAACUAAGCAAACAACAUAUAUAAUUAAUUAGCUUAGUGACUUAUACCAUUAACAUAGAAAACUUUUAAAGUUCUCCGGCAUUUUAUUAAAGUGGAAUAUGCUAAUUAUGUCGUCUCGUUCUAUUCUACUUGGAGUUUUAUUCUGUUAUUGGUAUCACCCAGUUGCUGACGCCUUAAACUUGGAUACUCUACAACAGGCCUGUCGGGCAGAAGACGGAUUUUUUGACUGUGGCAACGGUGAAUGCAUCUCUCGACGUUUGGUAAAGGAUACUGCUCAAAACUGUCGUAACAAUGCGGAUGAGAUAGGUAGUAUUCAGUGCACUGACAACGAAGUUCAUUGUCGCUUUAUCAACCGUUGCGUGCAAAGAUAUCUUAUCAAUACACAGAAUAGUUGUAUUGAAAAUGAACAACUAAUUCUACCAUGCCGAAAUGACGAAGGUAUGCUGAGUUAA